AUGCUGCAAUGGACGAUCCUGAACUGCAGGAGGGUGCAAGUUAAAUAAAGGGUCUUUUAUCAGGGUCAAAGGAGACACCACAGAUUUGUGGCAAAGUCUAUGACUCCUCCAGUAGUUUUCAUCAGAUGGGUCCCAACAAUGCAUCUCACUCCGCAGAUUACUGGACUCGCAUUCUUUCUGACAGUGUCAUUUCAGUGCCUUGUUCCUUCCGAGGAGCAUUCCAACAAGUGAGAACGUGUCAUGGGCUGUUUCAGGUGCGAGACAGAGUGAUCCUUUGGCUUCCCUGUAGCUGCUCCACCUGAUGGAUUCUCCCAGCAGACAAUGGAGCAUCCUGAAGGCAAAAGGCCUCAUAACCUCCUGGCAAAGGGGGCUGGCUGUACUGCGAAAAAGGAGGCUGGUGACACUGGGAACCUCCUCUCCCAGGAUCAGCAAGCAAUCAAAUCGUUCCUUUUGGAUGAUCAUUUAAGAUUCCAGUCUGAAGGAUUCCAAACCUAUGCCAAGUUCCAAUCAUUUAUCCCAAAGCCUCCUCACAAACCCAGGCUGGAAAGGACCUCCUCUCUCGAUGAGCUAAUCUGGUGGCGCCGGAGGCUCUUCAGAAUGAGUCAGGAGAGCCUGGCGGAUCCUGCUGAGAGGGGUGCUUCCAACGGACUCCUCCAAGGAGGGAGUGCUCUCCAGCAGAGGAGUGCCUCUAGUUCUGACCCCUGCUACAGCCAAGGCUCUCUCUGCAGCUUGCACGGCGCCUCCAAGUCCCCCCGUGCCAGGCAGAGCACGCCAGGCCUCGCAGAUGUGCAAAGGACUUUGUGCAAGGUUGCGGUUACCCAGCCUUUGCCACCUCUGGAACUUGAUGGCUCCUUCCCUUCUCUGAGGACAACUAAUCGGAUUGACCAGGAUUGUGUGGAUUACCAGCUUUCUUCCCAGAACUUCUUUCCAAGGGCAGGCACCAGCUGUAGCGACACGCAGGUCCACAGCCAAGGCAUGGUUUACGGCAACGGAUCCACAACCUCCAUGAAGUCCACGUUCAGUCUUCUCACUCCCAUCCGUGUGAGAGAUGUGCGGAACAGAAGUUACUUGGAAGGAAGCCUUCUCGCAAAUGGUGCCCUGCUGGGAGCUGAAGAGCUAAACCGCUAUUUUCCUGAUCGGUGUGUCGGCAUCUUUGUAGCCACCUGGAACAUGCAGGGGCAAAAGGAACUCCCAGGGAUGUUGGAUGACUUCCUGCUGCCUUCUGAUCCCGAUUAUGCCCAGGACAUGUAUGUGAUAGGAAUUCAGGAAGGCUGCCCAGAUAGGCGAGAAUGGGAGAUCCGCCUGCAGGAGACGCUGGGCCCCCACUAUGUCAUGCUGCACGCGGCAGCCCACGGGGUGCUUUACCUGUCCGUCUUCCUGCGGAGGGACCUCAUCUGGUUCUGCUCAGAGGUGGAAUGCGCCACUGUGACAACACGCAUCGUGUCUCAGAUUAAAACCAAGGGCGCCCUUGGCAUCUGCUUCACCUUUUUUGGCACAUCCUUCCUCUUCAUCACAUCCCAUUUCACCUCUGGAGAUGGCAAGGUGCCCGAGAGGGUGCUCGACUAUCACAAAACCAUCCAGGCGCUUGCGCUGCCCAGAAACAUUCCGGACACGAACCCCUACCGCUCCAGCGCCUCGGAUGUCACGACCCGCUUUGACAACGUUUUCUGGUUUGGGGACUUCAACUUCCGCCUGGAUGAGAACCGGGAGGUGGUGGAGCAGAUCCUCAGCCGAGGCCAGGAAACGGAUGUGUCCAAGUUGCUGCAGCACGACCAGCUUCUUAAGGAGAUGGUCAGCGGUUCUAUUUUUAAGGGGUUCCAGGAGGCCCCCAUCCUCUUCCGCCCUUCCUACAAGUUUGAUGUUGGGCAGGACACCUACGACUCUACCUCCAAGCAGAGGACACCUUCGUAUACGGAUCGAGUGAUCUACCGCAGCCGCCACAAGGAUGAAAUCCAUGUUGUGAAGUAUUCCUCCUGCCCGGGGAUCAGAACAUCAGACCACCGUCCUGUGUAUGGGCUAUUUCGUGUCAAAGUGAGACCCGGAAGAGACAACAUCCCUCUGGCUGCUGGCCAGUUUGACCGAGAACUCUAUUUGAUGGGCAUUAAAAGGCGGAUCACCAGGGAGCUUCAGCAAAAGCAGGCUCUAAAGGACCAGAAAUCUAGCACCGUCUGUUCCAUCUCCUGACCUUAAAAAGUCACCAAAAAGAUAUCUGAGGCAGACACGGGAUAUGCCACUCCACGGUCACGGCCUAGCUCUCAGAGGAAAUUGCUCCAGCGUGACGGCAAAAACAAGGGGAUGCCGAGGCUGGCUGUUCAAAGGACUGCUCUGCCGAGAGGCGACAACGUCAAGGGUCUUUCCUGGACUGAAACGCUAUGGCAGCCCCGUCCUGCUGCUCUGUGAAACGUUUGUCUGGAAAGAGUUGUCCUGGACCUUUCCCUGCUGCCCUCGCCCCCCUGGCUUUGGCAUCUUCUGGAGUUAAAGCCAUGCACGUUCUGUGUGUUCUUGGAAGAUGCCUCUGCAUUUAUUCUUGCUGUGUUCCUUUUUGCAUCUGCAGCUGGAAAGCUGAAUGGGGAGGAACUGCUGUAGCACCUGAAUUCAAGAACCAUCCAUUCUGGGACUAACACAGCUCUGGAGUGGUGGCAGCACCAGUAAAGGGGCUGAAAGGCUGGUGGUGUUCUGCCCCAAGGACUUGCUCAGGAAUCUUGGAAGGGGCUUCAUGCGCCUUCCCUUGUUUCCAGACCAAAGCAAGCCCCCUUCUUUUGGGGAUGGCUUCUUUCCUUAGUUACAUGUUCUUUAAAGCCCCACCUAGUUGUUGGUGUGAGAGACAGAAUGUGAUCUGGUUUAAUCUGACGGAGAGCCACUGCUUUCUUUCCCGGUGGCUGUCAAAACUGGUACACAGAAAUGGCAAAAUCUUGUGUUAAGCAGGACAACAUGGCAAUGUACUGAAUUUGACUUUGCCCUUCUCCACUUGUUCUGCGCUGGGCUGCUUUGUGUCCAGCAUUCCUUGAAAGGAUAAAAGGGAAGGCAGAUCUUCAA
Molecule: messenger RNA, 3036 nt
Organism: Varanus komodoensis (Komodo dragon)
Lineage: Eukaryota; Metazoa; Chordata; Lepidosauria; Squamata; Varanidae
Gene: INPP5E
Product: inositol polyphosphate-5-phosphatase E
Exons: 11
Coding region: 322-2184 (620 amino acids)
Biological process (GO): phosphatidylinositol dephosphorylation
Molecular function (GO): inositol-polyphosphate 5-phosphatase activity
Source: RefSeq, a predicted model, not a curated record